Mangifera indica (mango) is the source of this 2461-nucleotide messenger RNA. RefSeq names its product phosphatidylinositol 3,4,5-trisphosphate 3-phosphatase and protein-tyrosine-phosphatase PTEN2A-like. Gene Ontology annotation, cellular component: cytosol. Gene Ontology annotation, molecular function: phosphatidylinositol-3,4,5-trisphosphate 3-phosphatase activity. NCBI's taxonomy places the organism in Eukaryota, Viridiplantae, Streptophyta, Magnoliopsida, Sapindales, Anacardiaceae. The record is from RefSeq and is a predicted model, not a curated record. The coding region runs from base 268 to 2238 and encodes 656 amino acids. The transcript is spliced from 13 exons. Gene Ontology annotation, biological process: dephosphorylation.
GGGCUUGGAAAGGCCCGGUUCAUCUCAUUCCGGAUGCAGAAUUUGCGGAAAGAAAUUGAUUUUGGCCGGUUUGAGCAGGUGAUUGCAUUUUGAUUUGCGAGUCACGUACUUCUAUGCAAGCUUUCUCCUUGACUUCCACAUCCUGAAAUGAGGCCGGCGCCAGCCACACUAAGCGUUACUCCAGGAAAUCACAAGCAAAUCUACUCACCUUCUAUCCAUCUCUGUUGAAUUUUCUAUUCAUUUUCUGACCUAUAUUUUUGCAGCGACAUGGAUUCAGAAUCUGCUGACUCAGUUUCCCAACAUUCUGCUAAGGCUUCUGAUGUCGAAGAUUCUGCUAAAGUUUCUGAGGAAGCUGCUAAAAACGAACCUCCAGCAGAAGCUUCUAAUGUCGAAGCUGCUCAUGAAGUUUCUAAUGUGGAAGCUACUCAUGAAGCUUCUAAUGUGGAAGCUCCUCAUCAAGCUUCUAAUGUUGAACCGGCUUACAUCCGUGUUAAUGAGCUUAACCCAAGUGCACAGGAAUCUCAACCGUCUAAUUUGUCUGCUGCUUCCAGCCUAUCAUUGAGGGCUAAAUCUGUGAAACUUCCGCAGCCUAUUCCACCACAAGAAAGCCCAGAUUUGGGAAAUGCAGGGAUGUCGAAAUUUGCACGUUUCACUAGUGAACUUGGAUUGCGUUUAACCUCAAUCACUCCUGUACAGGAUAGGAGUGUUGAAGGCACCUCAACAACAUCGCCAGCUAGUAUGCUUGGUUCAUUUACAAAAGGUCUACUUGACUCAUCUAAGAAUGCAGUCAAGGCUGUGCAGGUCAAGGCACGUCACAUUGUAUCUCAAAACAAACGAAGAUAUCAGGAAGGAGGAUUUGAUUUGGAUAUGACUUACAUUACUGAAAAUAUAAUUGCAAUGGGGUUCCCUGCUGGUGAUAUAAGCUCAGGCUUUUUUGGAUAUUUUGAGGGCUUCUAUAGAAAUCACAUGGAAGAAGUCAUCCGGUUUUUUGAAACUCAUCACAAGGGAAAAUAUAAGGUGUAUAAUCUUUGUUCUGAGAGAUUGUAUGAUGCAUCACUAUUUGAGGGGAAGGUUGCAUGCUUCCCUUUUGAUGACCAUAACUGCCCUCCUAUUCAACUUAUAUCAUCAUUUUGUCAAAGCGCAUACUCAUGGUUGAAAGAAGACAUUUUAAAUGUGGUCGUUGUUCACUGUAAAGCUGGCAUGGCUAGAACAGGAUUAAUGAUUUGUAGCCUUCUUUUAGUCCUUAAGUUCUUCCCAACAGCUGAGGAGGCCAUUGAUUAUUACAACCAGAAAAGAUGUGUAGAUGGGAAAGCUCUAGUUCUCCCAAGUCAGAUUAGGUAUGUCAAAUACUUUGAACGGAUCUUAACAUAUUUUAAUGGAGAAAUUCAGCCUGGGCGCAGGUGCAUGCUUAGAGGAUUUCGGCUUCAUCAAUGCCCUUAUUGGAUUAGACCCUCUAUUACAAUCUCUAAUCACAGUGGAAUUCUGUUCUCAACAAGAAAGCAUUCAAAAACUAAGGAUUUAAUGCCAGAAGAUUUCUGGAUUAAAGCACCAAAGAAAGGGAUUGUGGUCUUUGCUUUGCCAGGGGAGCCUGGGCUGGCAGAAUUGGUAGGGGAUUUUAAAAUUCAGUUUAACGACCGUCAUGGAGACUUCUACUGUUGGUUAAAUACAACAAUGACUGAGAACAGAAAAAUAUUGGAUGCGUCUGAAUUCGAUGGUUUUGACAAGAGAAACUUGCCUUCUCCUGGAUUCCAGGUCGAGAUCGUGAUGAUAGACUAUGAUGGUACUUUACCUUCAAGAUCUAAACCCGAUUCUUCCAGCAAGAGAUCUGAUGGUAGCUCAAGUUAUGUUUCGGGUGCAACUAGUGGGGCUGCAAUCAAUUCCAAUCAACAUGAAGUGACUGGAAAUGAAGACAACGACAAUGUAUUCUCGGACAGUGAUGGAGAAGAGACUAGAGCUUCAAAGAACGGACGAGCUGGUGUUGGUUCUGGUUCUGGAGGGGAAUCAGCAGCGUAUGGAGGAGGAUAUAAAAGCAGGGCAGAGAGUGUAUCGGAAGGAACUGGACAGUUGUCUCCGAACAGUAAGGAAACAAGUAAAGAAGCAAAUGUUGAUGGGAGUAAACAACCUGCAUCACCGCAGAUUCCACAUAUAGAUUCUGUGGGGGCAAGUGAUAUCAAGGCAAUAGCUGCUGAUGCUUCAGUUUUCAGCUUUGGGGAUGAUGAAGAUUAUGAAAGUGAAUGAAGCCUAUAUCUGUCUGAGAAACACUUGUAACAUGCAUAAGCUCCUCAUUAACAAAAUGAUUUGAUUUUUGGGGAAUUUGUUCAUUAAAUUUAUCACUUUUUUUUUCCUUUAUGUUCACAUAACAAGACACAAAUUUCCAUAUGACUCUCUCUCCCCCACCUAGCAUCGAAGGUAUCAUGGUUACUGAAAUUCAAGCUUAUGUGAAGGUUUUUUUUUCUCUCCA